Pochonia chlamydosporia 170 is the source of this 756-nucleotide messenger RNA. RefSeq lists its product as hypothetical. Lineage: Eukaryota; Fungi; Ascomycota; Sordariomycetes; Hypocreales; Clavicipitaceae. The record is from RefSeq and is a predicted model, not a curated record. The transcript has a single exon. Bases 1 to 756 code for a protein of 251 amino acids.
AUGUCGGCCACUCCUUUUUCCGUCCGCGGAGUAUCAAUGAAGGAUUUCUGCCAACAGUUUACGAGGAAGACAACACUUAGAAGCAACAGGACGUCGAAAGCUAGCGAAAGUUCCGAGGCGAAUUUUCAGCUUUACUAUCUGAGGAUAGACAUCCCAGACCAACUCUUUCCCGAAUACAUAAUGGUACUUGAGGACCUAAGGACAAACACUUGCCAAUACUACUCUUUGGAACGUAAUUCCGGGGGUGAUAUCAUCAGUCCAUUGAAAUGGAAGGUGACCACGACACCGCUGAGAGCUCCGGGCACUCACACCGCGCUAUGCAAGUUGAGCACGUGGAAUUGGCAACAGGCAGAGAAGGCGAUGGUUGACACCAUCAAUGAGCUGAAUACCAAGCCUGAGCCUGCAGUACAGGCUCUGUUUCCAUACGUGAUUGCCUAUAAUCUCGACUGGUGGUUGACAACUUACUUCCUGGGCAACAUGCACCGCUGUGGGUUUAUGGAUGACCAGUCCCUACAUCAUGUCUCCGAGGUCUUACAGUCCUCCUGGAAACAUGAGGGGGAAUAUGCAUGGCCUCGGUUUGAUCAGGCUUGGGAGUUAACCAAGGAGGGACUCACGGCCCUUGAUGGAAAGAUUGACGCCUGGCGAGAGCAGUGGGAAGGGCAUGACUGCGGCCUUGGCAUUGCAGUACCGACUCAAAUGUCAUGUGGAUUAUCAGAAUGGGAACAGCACAUCAUUCGUCAGGCUCGUAGGGGUUAA